This is a messenger RNA of Cuscuta campestris, 955 nucleotides long. NCBI's taxonomy places the organism in Eukaryota, Viridiplantae, Streptophyta, Magnoliopsida, Solanales, Convolvulaceae. The record is from the annotation of a GenBank genome assembly.
AUUUAAAUUUUCUUUAUUUUUUUUAAAAAUCUUAUUCUUAUUGUCAUAAUAAUUAAGCUAAUAAAAUGGCUUUCAACAAUGGAACCCAGCAAAAGUGUAAGGCUUGUGAUAAAACUGUUUACAUUGCAGAAAUGGUAUCUCCCGGGGGAGUUCCUUAUCACAAUAUUUGUUUUAGGUGCUCCCAAUGUAAUGGCAGACUUGCGUUGAGCAAUUAUUCAUCAAUGGAUGGAGUGUUGUAUUGCAAGCCGCAUUUUGAACAAACCCUAAAAGAGAAGGGGUGCAUGUUACUCCUAUUUAUUUAUAGUUUUAUAGAAAAAAAAUCUUAUAUCUUAAUGCAGGCAAGGACCCCUAGCAAACUGUCUUCAGUAUUUUCUGGCACCCAAGAAAAGUGUGCAACAUGCAACAAAACUGUAUACCCCUUGGAGAAGGUAACUGUGGAUGGGUAUUACUUUCACCAAAAUUGCUUCAAGUGCUCUCAUGGAGGAUGCAAGCUCACAACCUCUUCUUAUGCUGCAUUGGAUGGACUCCUCUAUUGCAAGCCUCACUUCUCUCAACUAUUCAAAGAAAAGGGUAGUUAUAAUAAUCUCAACAGAAGUACCUCUGGCAAAAAGAGCAGUGGAGCUCAGGAAGUUGUCGACACUGACGAGCUCAAGCCAGAGGAUUCACAGAGCGACAUUGUCGGUGGAACCGAUGAUGCUCCCGCUAUUUAAAGAAAAAAAUGUUUAAAAAAUAGUGAGAUUUAUUAUGAGACGAUGAAUUUUGAAGGCAUUCUUUUUGGUUGAUUCCUUUCUUUUUGUAUUUUUUAUUUUUAUAGAAAAUUAAAAUUCAAAUAUAGAUUACAAUAUCAUUGUUUGAGGAUGAUGGACUUCAAUCCACCAGAUAUUUUAUUAUGUUAAUAUGAGAAUUAUGAAUAAUAUUUAGAGAAGAUUGGUUAUAAUAAGAUGACUUGUGUUAG